Molecule: messenger RNA, 3280 nt
Organism: Myripristis murdjan (pinecone soldierfish)
Lineage: Eukaryota; Metazoa; Chordata; Actinopteri; Holocentriformes; Holocentridae
Gene: cpeb1b
Product: cytoplasmic polyadenylation element binding protein 1b
Exons: 12
Coding region: 137-1903 (588 amino acids)
Biological process (GO): negative regulation of cytoplasmic translation
Cellular component (GO): neuron projection; cytoplasm; nucleus
Molecular function (GO): ribosome binding; mRNA regulatory element binding translation repressor activity; mRNA 3'-UTR binding
Source: RefSeq, a predicted model, not a curated record
GGAGACGCCCUCGUGUCAUUAGCCAAACGCACGUUCACUAAAUUGAGAGCUUAAUUAGCUGGAUGACAAACCCUCAUAAAUAUGAACUUUUAGCCAACGGCUGAACUUUUACAUUUUCUCAUAGGCUACCGGCAGCAUGGCGUUUUCUCUGACAGACGACCCCCGCGGCGCCGCCACCGACCGCUGGGACCCCGAGUCUCCGGCGCUGUCCACCUGCAGCAACGCGGACAUCUUCCGCCGCAUGAACACCAUGCUGGGCAACGCGCUGGACUUCACCGGCGUGUGCACCGCACACAGCGGCAGCAGCAAGGGGAAACGAGAGCUGCUCUGUGACCGGAAAGAAUCGGAGCUGGCUGCGGCGGGCAGCAGGAUGCUCUUCCCCAGCUGUGCAGGCGGUGCCGGCGGUGCGGGCGGCAUGUCUCUCUCCCAGGAGAUGCCGUCGUCCAGGGGCCUGCCGGAUGUCACAGACCUGGGCCUGGGCCUCCAGUCCCUCAGCCUGUCAGGCUGGGAGCGCCCGUGGAGCAGCCAGGAAACUGACACACACACCACCACCUCCCACGUUCAGACCAACUCGCCCUCCAUGCUGGGCAUGCUGAACAGCCCGUUGGGGAACAUCCUGGGCAAACCCCCAGGCUACCUGCCCGCUGAGCCCAUGGCCGCAGCUGCUGACUUCCUGGAGAAGUUCCCCGGCAUGGCUCGCAUGGCAGGCCGGCUGGACUCGCGCUCCUUCCUGGACUCGCGCUCCAGCAGCCCUGUGGACUCCGAGACCAGCGGCUUCAGCUCCGGCUCCGACCACCUCUGCGACUUGCUGUCCUCCCUGCGGAUUUCCCCUCCCCUGCCUUACGUCAUGCCAAACAUGCAGAAGGAGCCGCUGCGUCUGGCCUCUCGCCACCACCAGGACAGCGGCUGCCCUCUGACCCCGCCGCCCAGCGCCACGCCUGCCUCCGCUAUGUCCCGCCGCUGGCCUGGUGGCUCUCUGUGGCCCGGGCUGGACAUGCUCGACCAGUCGGAUAACGCCUUCAGCAUCGAGAGGGAGGCCCGCCUGCACAGACAGGCUGCAGCUGUGAAUGAGGCUAAAUUCACCUGGAGUGGCCAGCUGCCUCCCAGAAACAACAAGAAUCCGAUGUAUUCCUGCAAGGUUUUCCUUGGUGGAGUGCCCUGGGACAUCACUGAAGCUGGCCUGAUGAGCACGUUCAGUGGCUACGGCCCGCUGACUGUGGAGUGGCCGGGUAAGGAUGGCAAGCACCCUCGCUGCCCUCCGAAAGGUAAUAUGCCCAAAGGUUAUGUUUACCUGGUGUUUGAGCAUGAGAAGUCUGUGAGGGGACUGCUCCACGCCUGCACCCAAGACCUGAUGCACCCCGAGGACAACAGGGAGUACUACUUCAAGCUGUCCAGCCGCAGGAUGAGAUGCAAGGAUGUGCAGGUGAUUCCCUGGGUGAUCUCUGACAGCAACUACGUGCGCUGUCCUUCCCAGCGUUUGGACCCCAGCAAGACCGUGUUUGUCGGCGCGCUGCAUGGCAUGCUGAACGCCGAGGCCCUGGCCAACAUCAUGAACGACCUCUUCGGCGGCGUCAUGUAUGCUGGCAUCGACACGGACAAGUACAAAUACCCCAUAGGCUCUGGACGUGUCACCUUCAACAAUCACCGCAGUUACCUGAAGGCUGUGUGUGCAGCAUUCGUGGAGAUCAAAACCCCCAAGUUUACAAAGAAGGUCCAGAUUGACCCCUACCUGGAAGACUCGAUGUGCCAAGUGUGCGGUCGCCAAGCCGGGCCGUACUUCUGCAGAGAGCAGGCCUGCUUCAAGUACUACUGCUGCUCCUGCUGGCACUGGCAGCACUCCAUGGACAUCCUGAGCAGCCACCGGCCCCUGAUGCGCAACCAGAAGAACGGGGAUUCAAGCUAGAGCAGACGGGUCCAAAUAUGCGGCGAAGGGCCAGAGUAAGAGCCCCACGCUGAGGGGGCGAGGCUGCCCGCCAAGCAGAGCACGAGUGCCAGACGUCCUUCACGGCGUGAGGGCGCGGUGGCACUCCACCAGGCACUGGGGGAAAUCACUGUAGAAAAUGUUCACUAUUGCACUUGCUACAUUUUUGCUGUUUACUUGUUCACAGUGGCACUAUGCACAGUGACCUUGUUGGGAAAGACAAGGGGCCCCUCACUCUUAUGCAGUUUCCCAGACUUGUGGCCAGACAGAAUGAUGGGAGUCAGCCCAAGGUUAAGACGUGGAUGAAUAUGCCUUUUUUUUUUUCCCCCUUUUUUCUUCUUUUUUAGUUUUGGUUUACAUGUGUUGCAUAUUGAAGAGCAAUCACGCGAGUCUCAUUGCCGUUCAUUGGCAAAUGCCAUACAGUGCCUUUAAAUUGUUUUUCCCCCCCUCCCUCUCCCCCCAGUUGGCAACUGUUUUUUCCUGUGCAAGCCAACUGGUGUUUUUUACUUUGUGAGAAGAUAGUUGGGCUUCAUUUAACCAGUCGCAUUUCAGACAUUUUUACGCAGUUUUUUACUAAUUUGUAACACAAACAGUUUUAAGUCAUGACAUGGAAAUUUUGAACAGAAUUCUACCAGGCAGCUUUUAAUUUUUUUUUUCUCCUGUUUACUUUUUUCUCCUCCCAUGCAUUUUUCUGUGGCUGUAGGGCUGUUUUUUUUUUUUUUUUCUUUGCCUUCCCAAGUUCAACUGAAUGGGCACAAAUUGAAGUAAUACUUUGCUUGCCUAGUAAGUCCGGUUUUAUUAAGUGUAACAUCACUGGACAUUGCUUCGACUGGGUUUCCAUCGUUUUUCAAUCAACUUUGAUGGAUCUUACUGAGACUAGAAGGAACGUUGUUUUGAUUGUACAUAGUUUUGAUCGUUGCACUUUUUAAUUUGCACUUGAGGAGGGGUGGCAGUGGUUUUUAAUCACUUUUUGUACAUCAGCAGGACGACAGGUAUUGUUUAGGGCAAAAUGCCUUCAUUCUAACAGCUGCUUGUUUCCUGUUGAAUGUAAGAACUUCCACUUUACUGAUAAAGAAAAUCUAUCCAGAGCUUGAGUAGACCCUAGUAAACGAUUCCCUCGCUUUCUUACCCCUUUAGCCUUCUUGUUCCAGUUGGACAUAAAUGCAUAAUAAGCUGUGUGCCAAAGACAAAAGUGUCUUUCCUUUAUCCAUUAAGUUUGUCAUGCUGAGGUUGUCGUCCUUUAGCCCAGCUGCUUUUUAGAGUUUUGAAAGUCUACCUCAUUGUGGUCUGCCAAGUUUGCUGCUACUUACAGAUGUGGAGUAUGUUCAGAUUGGGCACAAUAAAGGUGUUUAAGCAUUA